Molecule: messenger RNA, 1551 nt
Organism: Colletotrichum orchidophilum
Lineage: Eukaryota; Fungi; Ascomycota; Sordariomycetes; Glomerellales; Glomerellaceae
Product: histidine acid phosphatase
Exons: 2
Coding region: 1-1551 (516 amino acids)
Biological process (GO): dephosphorylation
Molecular function (GO): phosphatase activity
Source: RefSeq, a predicted model, not a curated record
AUGACUACCCUUGAACCUCGCCAACCUUACAGCGACGCCGAGCUGCGCCAGCUGUACCCUCCACAGCUCAAGCUUCAGCUCGUGCAGAUCCUCCUCCGUCAUGGCGAACGAACUCCCGUCACGCCUCGUUUCCAGAACACCGGCCUUCCAGCAUAUUGGCCUUACUGCCGUGCUGUCCGCCACCUCCGAUCUGCCGUUCUCGAUCCGGAUACCGGUGAAUACUCUUACCUUGACUGGAAGCGUCGUCUCGAGAUAUUCAGUUCAAACGAUGACAGUCCCAUGAUCGCUACCGGCCCCAAUGCCGAGCUUGACGACAUCUGUGACCAGGGCAUGCUUACGGACCGCGGCCGAGAAACCACGCGCAACCUAGGACGCCGCUUUCGUGACCUCUACGUCGAACGACUCGGAUUCUUGCCCACCGAUCUCAUCGACGCCGAUUCUAUGUACCUCAGGUCUACGCCAGUCCCGCGAGCUCUGGAGUCUCUCCAACAAGCUCUCUCUGGUCUAUAUCCAGCCAAGCACCGGGCUCCCGAUCUACCCGCACUCACGCUUCUGACCAGGGCGCCUCAAGAUGAAACUCUCUUCCCCAACGAUUCAAAUUGCCGCCGAUUUGCAGCUCUCUCUCGUGCUUUUGCCCAGCGGACCGCCGAGCGAUGGAACAAUACGCCGGAGAUGGACUACGUCAACAAGAAGCUUGGGAAAUGGAUGCCCGAUAACGCUCGCAUCGCCGUCGAUUCCAAGCCCAGGUUGAGCGGUGUUAUGGACACGAUCAACGCAACGCGCGCACAUGGUCCGAAGACCAAGCUGCCCUCGGAGUUCUAUGAUCCCAAGGUAAUUGCCAUCAUAGAGAGAAUUGGCGUAGAAGAAUGGUACAGCGGUUACACAGAGAGCCAGGAGUAUCGCACCCUCGGCAUCGGUGGCUUGAUGGGCGAUGUUGUGGCUCGUAUGGUCGGAAGCGUCGAGCACAGCCCGGCAGACGGAGACUAUGAGAUCAAGCAGCCCAGUGCAGUUCCUCAGCCCAUCAGGUUUGGUAUGAGCGGCUGCCAUGAUACCACCUUGGCAGGUGUGCUAGCGAGCCUGGGGGCCUUUGGUCCGGACAAGUGGCCUCCUUUCACAAGUCACAUCGCUGUUGAAAUGUUCCGCGACUCCCAAAUUCCAGCUAUUGAAACGUCGACCGAAUUGCCCGUUGUGCCAGCCCCCAAGAGUCGUGGGUGGUUCGGCUCGUGGUUCUCCUUCGGUCGCGCUAGUACACCGUCGCCGGGUACGGCUCCCCCAGGCAUUGGCCGCAAGCCCACCCCUGCGUUGACAGAUGCCGAGAAGAAGCAGCUGGACGGCUACUACGUGAGACUUCGGUAUAAUGAUGAGCCGGUGACUAUCCCCGGCUGCAAGGCUGCUGGCAACCACCUCCAGGGUGAUGAGUCCUUCUGCACUUUGGCCGCUUUCAAGUCUAUUGUGGACAAGUACACACCUGUCGACUGGAGAAAUCAGUGCCGUACGAACGCCAACGAGCCCGUCUUCCCAUCCAAGCCCGAGCCGGCAGGAUAUUGUUGA